AUGGCUGUCGCUGAGAAGGCUCGCUUCUACUUGGAGCGUUCUGUCCCCCAACUGCGUGAAUGGGAGGAAAAGGAAAUCUUCACAAAGGAUGAGAUCCGUACAAUCGUCCAGAAGCGCAGCGACUUUGAGCAUCGCAUCCUUGCCCCCCGCUCCAACCCCGACGACUUCAGCGCCUAUGCGAAGUGGGAGCGUUCUCUCGAGACCCUGCGCGCAAAACGCUGCAAACGCAUGAAGAUCGGCUACGUGACCUCUCAACAUGCCUCCCAGGCGCGUGUGCUCGCCAUCUACGAGCGUGCCGUGAGCAGACACCCCGGAAGGAAGGACCUGUGGCUGGAAUAUCUCAGCUACACGGCAGAGGUCAAGGCCACGAAGCGAUGGCGGCGAACCAUGGCCUCGGCCCUGCGCAUGAUGCCGACCGAUGCCGAACUUUGGGUAUUUGCCGGCCGUCGUGCCGCUGCGAACGGAGAUAUGGGCGGUGCGAGAGGGUAUUUCAUGCGCGGGUGCCGAUUCUGCACGAGCGAAGGAACUCUUUGGAUCGAGUACGCGCGGUGCGAGAUGGAUUGGCUGGCCAAGAUGGAGGCGAAGAAGGCCAGCGGCAAGAAGAAGGACGCGAACCCUCUGGCGGGUGAGAAGAUGGAUGACGACGACGAGAUCCGGUUCAUCGACGACGAGGAUGAGGACGAGGAUGCCGAUGACGGCCUGAAGCUGCCGGUGCCCAGCGGUGAGAAGAAGAAGGUACUGGACGAGGAGGCGACGGCCAAGUUGAAGAACAACCCCGCCAUGGACGGCGCUAUACCCAUUGCCAUCUUCACCGUCGCGCAAAAACAGCCCUUCUUCAACCCCGAGGUUGCCGAGAAGUUCUUCGACAUGUUUGCGACCUUCACCAAGGUCUCGUCGCAGGCCAAGAUCAUCCAACACGUCGUCGAUGCCAUGCAGGAACUCGACGCCGCGCACCCCGCCACCUGGAAUUGCUACAUCCGCCUGCCCCUCGUCGGCGUCAGCCCGGACACGCCCGAGUUCCCUCUCGGACUCAGGGACGUCCUGGCGCGGUUGGGCAAGGGCCUGGAGGAGACCUCGGACAAGGAGACACUGCGGAAGAAGAGCCUGGUGUGGAUCGAGCUGGCCCUCCUGUUCAAGGGCCUGGACGAGGGUAUCAGGACUGUUUUGGAGCAUACGAAGAACAAGCUGCUGGCAUAG
Molecule: messenger RNA, 1197 nt
Organism: Colletotrichum truncatum
Lineage: Eukaryota; Fungi; Ascomycota; Sordariomycetes; Glomerellales; Glomerellaceae
Product: U3 small nucleolar RNA-associated protein 6
Biological process (GO): maturation of SSU-rRNA from tricistronic rRNA transcript (SSU-rRNA, 5.8S rRNA, LSU-rRNA)
Cellular component (GO): small-subunit processome; Pwp2p-containing subcomplex of 90S preribosome
Molecular function (GO): protein binding; snoRNA binding
Source: RefSeq, a predicted model, not a curated record